AUGACAAAUUAUCUGCCGCUGCUGGGUGUACUGAUUUGGUGAAUCUCAGAAUGUCGAGUAAGUUGAAUGUAUGUGGAGUAUGUGAAUACCGCAACAUUAAUAUAUCCUCAAUGGUCUGGUGUUCAGAAUGCGACGAAGGUCUUUGUGAAGAGUGUAAAGAACAUCAUGCAGCUUCCAGGGGUUCCAGGGACCAUAUAAUUGUUCCAAUCUCCGAGUACCAGAAGUUACCUUCCAAUAUACUGGAAAUUACUCAAACUUGUUCAAAACACAAUGAAAAACACGUUAUAUUUUGUAAGAAACACGAUUGUCCGUGCUGUAGACGAUGUGUUGUUGAAACGCAUGACGAUUGCAAAGAGUUGAACGCUAUUGAGGACGUCAUAAAAAAUGUUAAAUCAUCAAAUGCAUUCUUGGAAAUGGAACAUACAUUAUCGGAACUUUCAGAAAAUUUACAGAGAUUAAGAAAAAAUAGGCAAAACAACAUGAAAAGUCUAAAGGAGAACAAGACAAAAAUAGAAAAAGAGAUUGAGCAGACGCGAAAAUUGAUUAACAAUCUUCUGGAUAAACUGCAAGAAAGUCUGAUGAAAGAGUUGUGUAUCGCAGAGGAGAAGGAAAACAAGAAAAUCAGCUGUUUAGUAUCAUCCAUACAAGAGAAAGAAAGGGAGAUUACAGAAUACAAGACCAAUUUAGAUAAAAUAAAACAACAUGCCUCAGACCUCCAGACAUUCUUGGCUUUGAAACACAUCCAACAAGGUGUUACAAAAAAUGAAAAUUUCAUAGAAACCUUGUUGAAAGAAGACAAUCUGAACCAUGUCACCCUUUCUUUUGAAAUAGAAAACACGUUUGAAACUCUAACUACCGCUCUGAACAAGAUGGGAACCAUUAUUUUGAAUACCAGGACAAGUGAUAUAACACUAACAAGCAGGAAGGAGAAACAAGCACAGAUAAUGCUGCCUACCACACAUGUUCUUACCAUUGAUGAUCUUAAAAUAACCUUAAUAAAGACCGUGAAUACAAUUGGAAAGGAUAUCACUGGUUGCUCCUUACUACCUGAUGGAAGAAUGAUUUUUUCCUGUUUCAAAUAUGGCCAAAUAUAUGUGGUUAAACCCGACGGGUCGUUAGAUUUUACAGUACAGGUAGGAUCGCAUACAUCUCAUAUAUACUUUAUAGAGGACAGUCAAUCACUUGUCAUAACAUCUGUCUCUGAUUACUCGUGCAUUAAGAUUAUCAAUAUGAACACCAGGAAAAUAGAGAAAUAAAUUCCAGUGAAGUCUAGGAUUUAUGGAAUUGCGCACAAAGAUGGAAAAUUGUUCUGUAAUGGAUACUCAAGUGGAUUAUGUGUUGUAAGUUUAGAUGACGACUCUAUAACACAGCUAGUAAAAGUUACAUUGUCUAUUUAUAGCAGCAUUGCAUCAUGGUCAGAUCAACUUUAUUAUAUAAACGAAGAUGAUUCUGUAACAUGCUGUGAUCUUCAAGGGACAAUAAAAUGGAAAUUAGAAUUUGCAGCAUUUCUUAAAAAUGCACGGGGUAUUACAGUAGACAAUUACGGACGUGUUUACGUAGCAGGCUUUGAUUCUAAAAAUGUCGUUGUAAUUUCGCCAGACGGAAACAAACACAGAGUAUUGCUGUCGAAAGACGGUCUUACACGGCCACAAGCUUUGUUCUUUGAUCGCAACAAUAACCAGUUACUUAUUUCGAACCAGGUAAAUGAGGCAUUUCUCUAUGAUGUUUCAAAAUGAAUAUGUACACAUUUUCAAAAUUCGCUUUCUGUUAUAAAUUAGAAUAAUAAAAAUAAUGAAAAAC
Messenger RNA from Mytilus californianus (California mussel), 1800 nucleotides. RefSeq lists its product as uncharacterized. Gene Ontology annotation, molecular function: zinc ion binding; protein binding. The transcript has 2 exons. Bases 51 to 1256 code for a protein of 401 amino acids. Lineage: Eukaryota; Metazoa; Mollusca; Bivalvia; Mytilida; Mytilidae. The record is from RefSeq and is a predicted model, not a curated record.